AUGGUAGCCAGCACGCUGUUCUUUGCUGGGGCGUGCUGGGGAGGAGGCAUCAAGGCUGGGGAGUCCAGCAGACUCAACAAGCUGCGAGAAACGACCCCACCAAAGUCGGAUCAGAGCGAAGGAGAAGAUGCUCUUGACAGCAGACAUUCUACUGGGCAGAAACAGAAAGCAAGCGCUGUGCUUAGUUUCUCAGAGGACAAAGACGCUGAAGGAGCGGAGUUUAAGCUAAGGAAGUCAUCCGACAAAGCAAUCGUUUUUCAAGCCAAAAGAAAAGAAGGAUCAUCAGCGAAGAAUACCCACAGAAGCCGUCCAGUGCAACGGGCUCCCCUGCCGUCUGGUUCACCCAGGCAGGAUUCUUCGAGUCCAGCCUCCCUUCCCACACCUGAUGAAGAAGAUAAUAGUGAUGGUUCUACAUCAUCGCUCUCAAGUUUGUCCUCCUCGCCAGCCUCUAAUCACUCUGCUUACAAACCAGUUAUAAUCCCCAGUGCGAAAACCAUCAAAACGGCCAGGAGGCAACGUCAAGAAGCAAGAUCCCAGAAAGACUUCAUUUCCCUGGGUAGGGAUGGCCGGAGCUCUGCUGGCAGCACCCCUGACCGCCGCAGCAGGGACAGCGACCGCGACGACGACGAACCGGAUGAUUGCGAGCGAAGGAUUGAGUUUGCCCCGCGUGCGAAGAGCGUUCGAGAGAGGAUUGCGGAGAAACUAGGAAGCAGCGAUGAAAGUAAAUCUGACUCUGAGGAAGAGGAGCAGAAACUUUGGGAGGAGACUCAGAUUUUCAAGGGACUCAAAAGACGUCCAGGUGAACAGAGUCCUUCAGGCAGUGAAGCCAGCAACUACAGCAGCAGCAGCAGAAGCCGGAGGAGAAACCAACACAGGCAGAAGAAGGCCGGCUUCAACUACCCAGAGAGCCUGCCGCCUGUCGGAGGCCUGAAACGGAGGCUUGAGGGAAAUCUGGAGUCGCUGAAGGAGGUGCACCGAGCGAUCAACUUGUUGGAGCUGGAGCUGCACACUCUCCUGGCAGACCAGAUGGAGUCACUGUUGGCAGACCGGAGGAAGAGUGUCAGAGAGCGGGCUGCUCACCUGCAGCAGCCCUACAAUAUUCAGAUUCGCCACAUACGGGGCGUGGACAACGUUAUGGCAGAUGCUUUGUCCCGCGCUCCGGAGUUGAUGGAGUAGGUGGUUGGUUUCAUACAUAUAGGCAUGGGGUUAUUUCUCUCCUCCCCUGUCCCUCUUAAAGUGCUUUUCCGGGCCCGGUUUUGCUGUGGGACAGGAGUCUUGGGGGGAGAUAACUGGGGGUAGUUGGGUUUUGAUGUUUUGGAUUGAUUGGUUAUUGUUUUUAUUUUGAUCGAUUAUUUUAUGUGGUUGUUUCUUUGGAACAGAAUCCCAUUUAGGUGGGCUUCUGUUUUAAGGGGGGGGAUGUGACGACCCAGUUGGGUCUUUGACCCCGCCCCUGCUGUGUAUGCCUGUGUUCCUCUCCCUCCUGAUUAGGAGAUUGUCGGCAGGUGUGGGAUGGACUGGUGGCAGUAUAAAGAGCCUGCCCAGACAGCAGACGUGGCUUUUCCCUCCUCCCAGCAUUGGCUUUCCUUUGUCUUCCUUUGUAUUCACAUGGACUGAUAUUUACAUUACCUUUUUGGUUACUUACAUUUAUACUGACUUGCAUCACACUUCUUAUUGUUAUGUUUAUUAUAUAAUAAAUUACUUAUUAUUGUGAAAAUAGCGUGGUCUCCCCGGUUUAUGUGC
Messenger RNA from Gadus chalcogrammus (walleye pollock), 1740 nucleotides. RefSeq names its product intron Large complex component GCFC2-like. The transcript has 2 exons. Gene Ontology annotation, biological process: mRNA splicing, via spliceosome. Bases 1 to 1176 code for a protein of 391 amino acids. The record is from RefSeq and is a predicted model, not a curated record. Gene Ontology annotation, cellular component: nucleus. Gene Ontology annotation, molecular function: DNA binding. Lineage: Eukaryota; Metazoa; Chordata; Actinopteri; Gadiformes; Gadidae.